GUUACACUCUACUUUCUCUCUCUGUCUCUAUCUUUCUCUCUCUCUCACAUCAUUUCAGAAAUAUUUUUCCUGUUUUUCUCUCUAAGAAUCUGCAAAAAUGUGUGGUGGUGCUAUCAUCUCAGAUUUCAUUGGUGUCAAGCGUGACCGUGACCUCUGGUUUGAGCUUGAUCCUUCUGUUGAUCUACUUGGUCUCGGUGCUGCUACUUACACCCCCACUCCCAAAGAGUUACCUCCCCUCCACUUUCCACAAUUUUACUCACCCAAAAGAGUGGUAGCAUGUGACAUUGCGGAGAAGAAACAAAGCUUGGUAACGGUAGAGAAUGGUAAGAAAAGCACUGGAGGGAAAAGAGCUCGUAAGAAUGUUUACAGAGGAAUCAGGCAGAGGCCAUGGGGGAAGUGGGCUGCUGAAAUAAGGGACCCACAGCAAGGUGUCCGUGUCUGGCUCGGUACUUUCUCGACGGCCGAAGAGGCCGCCAGAGCGUACGAUGCUGCCGCGAAGAGAAUCCGCGGAGACAAGGCUAAGCUCAAUUUCCCAGAUGCUCCUGUUGGUUAUGCUGAUAAAGCUGUCACCGCUCCUCCGAUGAAGAAGCGGUGUGUCAGCUCUAGUUCUGAUCAAGCCAGUUCGCAGCAGGCUAGCUCUGAGUCUGUUGGGUCUGAGCUUGAUCAGGAGAUGGAAAUCAAGAAGAAGAUGUCUGAUCUUGAAUGGAUCCUAGGUUUGGAGAAUGACCUUCCUCCGUUUCCUCAGUCUCAGGUUCAGACUCCGGCUCAAGUUGUGACCCAAUUUCAGCCUGAAUCUGUGCCUGUGCCUGGGCCGUUCACUAUGCCUGCUGAUUUCGACAACAGCUUCAUGGAUGCAUGGACCUUUGAGGAAAUGGUUGAUCCAAUCCAUAACCUGAUUUUUAACUAGGGAGUUAAUAAUGAGAAACCAUAGCACAAAUGGAACAUCAUUUGGUGGUUCAUUAUUAUUGUUAUCUAGUUUAUUUACUAUGCUUAUGUUUAAAGUUUUGUGACUGUAUAAACUAUGUGGUUUGCAAACUUAGUAUGGUGUUGUCUUUGUUUUGUUUU
Molecule: messenger RNA, 1065 nt
Organism: Vicia villosa (hairy vetch)
Lineage: Eukaryota; Viridiplantae; Streptophyta; Magnoliopsida; Fabales; Fabaceae
Product: ethylene-responsive transcription factor RAP2-3-like
Exons: 2
Coding region: 98-907 (269 amino acids)
Biological process (GO): regulation of DNA-templated transcription; ethylene-activated signaling pathway
Molecular function (GO): DNA-binding transcription factor activity; DNA binding
Source: RefSeq, a predicted model, not a curated record